AGCUGUCGUGGACAUUCAAGAUCGCUGUGUAAUCUCUUGACGAAAUGCAUUCGCUGCAGAGUUUUCCAUGUACAAUUUAUUUGUCCUCUUAACCCUUUGACUGAUUUACGGCUGACCUAACAUCCUGUUUUGAAAACCAACACGUCCGAUGCUUGCACAUUUUCCCUCUUAACAUCAUCAAAUUGGAAUUCUUUUUCAAUUUUGUUCGCUAGAUGUCACUUCUCACCAGACAUCACACACACACAAACACAAAAAACAUCGAGAGAACCUGCCGUGAUAUUGAGCAGGCGAAUUUUCAUUCGUCGCCACUUUUUCUCCGACCCAAAUACUUCGCCCUAGAUCCCUUCGGUAAACUCAUAUAAUUCAUUAAUUCUUAAAUUUCAAAAUGGGAUUUUAAUUUUUAAUAAUGAACAAUACGCACGUAAUAUAGAGCACUAAUGUUAGCUAAGAUACUUGGCAUUUGAGCAAGAAUAUAUUAUACAUCAAAUGAUUUUAGUAAAAGAUUUUUAUCAUUGGUGGUGAAGGAGGUACCAUUGCUGAUAUUCUAGACAUAUAUCCAGUAAACGAUAUGCGGUAACGGCUGUAAGCGUAAGGUAACAGUCAAUUUCACUUCACUUAAACUUUCGUCUUAAAUUCCAGAUCCAGAAGCACUUUUUUAAGGCGACGAGACCUUUCUAUAGCAAUGCUUGACUGGAAGUUAAUCAGCCGUACCCACCAAUUAAUGAUAGAUAAAAAAACCCCUCUCUUAUUCUAACCAGAUUAUUCAUCAAGGAUGACUUAAUACAUGCCCAAGUACUGUUCGUAAGCUAUUUAGUUACACAUUAAAACAUAAGUAAAUUAAAUUUCCACUGCGCGUCACAACUAGAUGCUUGUUGUUCAUUUCACAUCACAAAAUUGCAUUGCAGCAGAUAGGCAGAAAAACGAUUCAUUAGUUAAUUUUUUUGUUUCCGAUAGGGAGAUGCCUGCACAUUUUUCCUUUAACAUUAUUACAUUCGAAUUCGUGUUCAUUUUUGUUCGCUAGAUGUCAACCUUUGAUCAAGCAGUUCUUAUGUCGUCUGCUGUAUUUGUGCUGUAACUGUAAAAUGUAAACGAUUUACGAAAAAUAAGAGUUCCAUAACAAUUACUGCUUUAGAAAACGUAGAAUUUGAGCCAUGACUGCCGCAGUUUCUUAUAUGAACGAUUAUUAAUCCUGUUGAGAACAGCAAUUGCUCAAACGGCGUGUGCCGAAAACGACUAGAUAACAGGUGACAUCAAGUGUUUGUUUUAUAAAUCUAUAGUCAUCACAAAAUUUAGAGAAUGCUGAGAUUCCCUUUGUCACCUAUACCAGAUCCUUCACAGCCUCUUGAAAGAUUGAGCCCAGGAAUUCAUCAGCAGAUUUCUUUGUGGUUAGAUCGAGAGGGGCGCUCUUGUGAACUGCUGGACAUGGUGAUGAAAAUAGUAAAUCCAGGAAGUUUUGUUACACAGCAAGGAAACUGUACGAGUGCCCAGUUGUUUUCUAAGCUCUCCAGAUUUAACUGCAAAAUUGGCAUUCUUGCAUUUUUUCUAGAAAAAUGUGAAAUGUAUGAACCACUUUACCUGCUCAAAGAUAGAGUUCCAGUUGUGAUAGUAAACCAUUUACCAGAAGAAACUCUUGUGAAAAUGAACACAACAGUUGAACUUGGUUUUGAAGUUUCUUCUGAUGGAUUCCCCAAACCUAAAUUUCAGUGGUUCUUAAAUGAUGCCCCAUUAGCAUCAGAGAGUGCAACAUUUAACCCUCUAGUAAUCCCUAAUUUCAGAAAUUCGGAUGCUGGAUUCUAUAAAUGUGAAAUUACUCAGCAGUGCAGAGAUGGCAGUUUUCAAACAAUAUCGACUGGAUCUUCAAAAAUGACUUUGGAAAAUUGUGCGCCUUUUGUGGUGACAGAACCUCAGGAUCUUUGUACAGACCCAGGAAAUGUUAUCGAAUUGAGUUGCUUGAUCGAAGGGAAUCCGAUUCCUCGCUUUCAAUGGUACAAGAACGACUAUCCUAUUUCCAACGAAGUGACCACCAUCUUAAAGAUUAGUUCCGCAGUGCCUCAACAUUCCGGUCGAUACAGGUGUCUGGCCACAAAUUCGGAAGGAAAAACAUUAACAAGGGAAGCUUUCGUGGAAGUAAGAUUACCUCCAACUUCCCAACGUUUACGGGCAGCGUUUUUCGACGUCCCUACACAACACAGUGCCUCGAUGAAACAGGCGCUAUUGAUUGGUAACUGGACAUAUGACGCUCACGGUUUGAGGAAAGUGAGAGCUGAUGUGAAAACCCUACACGACAUAUUAUACAAAAUGGAAUUUGAGGUUAUCUCGCUGUGCAAUCUCGGCAAAGUUGAAAUUCUCCACGCUGCUGACCGAUUAUGCGAACUACUUUUACCCGACGCCUACGUUGUCGUGUACUUCGCUGGCCAUGGAAUCCAUUACUCUGGCCACGAUUACCUCAUGCCAGUCGACUUGAAGAUGAAUUCCGAGUAUUCGGUAAGAGAUUUAGUCGACGGGAACGAGAUAAUCGCCCGAAUUCAGCAAAGACAUCCGAAAUUGCUGGUUGUCCUCCUGGACAUGUGUCGUACCAUUCCUCAGCAAGGGAUAAACUCGCGAAUUGCCGACGAGCUGUUACGACAGGUACCGCGAGAUUCGCGUUCCAAUCUGGUGAUGGCAUGGGCAACAGCUGAAAAUAGUUUUGCAUACGAGAUGGGUUACGAAGAAAAUGGAAUAUUUAUGACGUACCUGAAAAGAGCAAUGGAGAAUCGCAACAUAUUGGUUACUGAUAUGCUCGAACGUCUUAAACAGAAUUUUAAACAAGAAAUUCCGAUUGAAGCUAAAGAUCAAAUGCCUAUUACUUCCUCAAGUUUAGCCGAACCCUUGUCGCUUUACGAUCCGGUGGACGGCAGCGUCAUAGGUGGUAGCCUUUGGAAUGAUUGCCAGAUGUUGGCUAUUUCUUGGAAGGAGCUUCCACAAAAGCAAAUCGCCACCAUUCAAACAAAUGGCUGGGUAAUCCACAUCUACAUCCAAUUCGGCAUGAUGGAUGACUGCUUCAGUAAUGGUUUAAAAAUUGAACUAACGACUGAAGGCUACGACAAAAUUACAUUUCAACCAUCCAUUCAUCCUCCUGUUCUCGAACUGCUGGAAGUGAAGCACCAGAUGGAUUUGAAAAAGUGCACAAUCACGUUACACAAGCUGCAAGCGCUGAUGGAAGAUGCCAGUCUUGUUCUCCGCAUUGCAGAGUUUCCCAAUGAAAGAAUUCUAGUCCAUCUCGGACAACCUCUCAUUGCCGUGGCUCGUCUAUCCGCCAACUAUUUCUAAUUGUUACAGACUUUUUUGUUAUUUAGAAUAGUUCGUUUCUUUUUUCGUUUACACAAUUGAUUUAUUUCUAGGACCAAUAUAUAUACAGAUUUUGCGCAAAGGA
Daphnia pulicaria is the source of this 3412-nucleotide messenger RNA. RefSeq names its product mucosa-associated lymphoid tissue lymphoma translocation protein 1-like. Gene Ontology annotation, molecular function: cysteine-type endopeptidase activity. The record is from RefSeq and is a predicted model, not a curated record. The transcript has 10 exons. Bases 1297 to 3309 code for a protein of 670 amino acids. Lineage: Eukaryota; Metazoa; Arthropoda; Branchiopoda; Diplostraca; Daphniidae. Gene Ontology annotation, biological process: proteolysis.